This is a messenger RNA of Danaus plexippus (monarch butterfly), 1860 nucleotides long. It is a transcript of the gene Dolk, whose product is annotated as dolichol kinase. Gene Ontology annotation, molecular function: dolichol kinase activity. The transcript is spliced from 9 exons. The record is from RefSeq and is a predicted model, not a curated record. The coding region runs from base 335 to 1789 and encodes 484 amino acids. NCBI's taxonomy places the organism in Eukaryota, Metazoa, Arthropoda, Insecta, Lepidoptera, Nymphalidae. Gene Ontology annotation, cellular component: endoplasmic reticulum membrane. Gene Ontology annotation, biological process: dolichyl monophosphate biosynthetic process.
AAAACAUCAAUGUUUUUUUUCAAUUAUUUUAAACCACAUAACUACCUAAAACUUUUGAAAUUGUCCUCAUUAUUUUUACCAAAAACAUAUUUCGUUUGUGAAAAAACAAAGAAUUUUAUAAAUUAAUUUUUCCGUUAAGCAUUUGACAUUGCCCAAGAAAAGUUUACUAUUCUACCAAUCGUCAACAAAUUAUUUGUUGUUAUAUCAACGACCUUUGUAUUUUAUGUGCAAUGCAAUAUCCGGUUACUUUUAUCACAGGAAUCAAAUCCUCAAAUAUAUCUCCAAUUUGUACUAAAUAAAUGUGUUUUGUUGCUUUGCUUAUCUCUAAGCCGACAUGGAAGGUGUUAAUUCCUUUAUGGUACUUUACAAACGAUUUGAAAUGAUAUGUUUUAAGUUAGUCCAAUCAACGGAGGAGCAAAUUACAAACAAUUUGCGAGAAGGUGGGAUCAACACGAGACCAUCCGACAGCAAUGGUGUAUGGUGUCCGCUAUUGCUGCCGGCUAUCAUGCUUCUGUAUUGCUGGACUGACCAAGCGUCAAUGCUUUACAAACUAAUAGCAUUUAUUUCCCUCAGCUUAUUGAUCUAUAGUUUUUUAUUUGUACUAUUUCUAUCAACAUCACAUGUGGUCAUCACAGAUCCAGUGUAUGGAGGCUGCUUGGCUUCCAGCUUAAUAGCUACUUUAGCUAUGUACGCUGGUCUAAAACAAGGUCUAUUAUUUUCAUUAUCAAUAACUCUGUUGUCGACAAUUUUGUUUGCGUGGCUACUAAGAUAUAGCUUGACAGAAUUUCACAAAACUUUCACUAUCGGUGAGGCGAUGAUUGUCUGUCAAUCUGUGAUACUAUUUGUGAUGAUGGCAUUUACUAAGUUCUUCUUCAGUAUAUCUGACGGUGAUGACGAGAUGGAUUUUGUUAAUAAUAUUGUGUAUACAGUUUUAUCAACAGUGGGUUUGAUUGUUGCAGUAUUAUAUCAUCUGAAGGAUUCCCAGAGGAACCUGAAAGUUUUGUCAUACAUACUGCUGUCCGCAGUUGCAUUUGUACUGCUUAUAUUGCAUACAUUACUUGGAGACAAUUGUAUUGAAAAAAUUCUCAAUUAUGUUUUCUAUCAUGGGAACAGGUCAAGAAUAUUUACAUUCUGGUUGAUAUUGGUGUUGUUAGCAGUUUGUGCGUUAAUGUUCAGAACCAAACUAGCAAUUAAGGCGACCACUGUAACAAGGAAGACUUUCCAUAUAUUGGCAUCUUUAGUAUUCAUGUCCGGCAUAUUGUUAGACAUCCACUUGAUGUAUCUUGCUGCAGGCGUGGGUCUCGCAAUACUGGUUUUUGUUGAGGCGUUACGUAAAUCCCGCAUUGAACCAAUCUCAUCAGCAUUGCAAUCUGCAUUUGUUGUUUACUGCGAUGAAAAGGAUUGCGGAUCAUUUGCUAUGACCCCUAUAUAUCUUUACACGGGUCUGGCGUGCCCGCUGUUGUUGGUGCCUGGCGAGUCGUAUCUGGAUCGUCUGUCGGGAGUGUUGUCGGUGGGUGUGGGAGACACAGCCGCCAGUUGGUUCGGAUCUAACUACGGCUUCCAUAAAUGGCCAGAAAGUAGCAGAUCCUUUGAAGGCACACUAUUUAAUAUUCUAUCACAAAUUGGAACUGUGUAUAUGCUCACGUUAUUUGGUCUGUUGAAUGAAGCUGACUCCGUCCCAAGGACAUGUUUUUCCGCGUUAGUAUGUUCCUUAGUAGAAGCUCGGACCUCGCAGGUCGAUAACCUGGUGCUGCCUCUCGUCAUGCUGUUGGCGUAUCGAGCCGUGUGAUCGCACGGACCAGUAUAACACAUUGUUGAACCGGACUGAUGUUCUGAAGAUUUUCUUUAGUGAAAUGCGCU